UGCUGUAUCUUUGUAUGGCUGUACUGUAUCCCUUCUCUCUCUCUCUCACUAACCUUUUGUCUCCUUCCUCACGAACCACCUCCACCCCUUCCCCCAGCUCCGCCCACUACUUCUUGUGAGUUCCUUGCCGCUGCGGCCGCUUGCUUCCCUCAUCUCUAGUCUGUACACUGGUUGGAGUGGUUGCUACUUGCUAGUGUUCGAGUUCGACCCACUUGCUCCUCUCAAUCCCCUCUCCCAUGGAUGUGCAUACAUCCUCUGGUGGUUGCUUGCUUCUUCUGGCUCGAAGUUGAAGGCCUUCGCCUCGCCUGGGGGAAAGCUUCCGUUUCGCGUUCCGUUCCUGGUGCCGCUGCUGUGGCAUAAAGGCGGAAGCCUGAGCCAUCUUUUGAAGAAAUCCCGGCGGAAGAUUGCUCCGUCGCUGCGGUUUCGCGGCGACCGUGGCCGGUUGCCGCAUUCGCGGCGCUGGAUUACGGUGGAAGGGGGUGGCGUCGUGAGGGAAUCUUGCUCUGCGAUCAAUCGCUCAGCUGCCCCUUGCUUUCUGGGCGGUUGUCGGUGCUGCCUUUUGCAGUAAAGGGUGGGAUCUUGCGGCCGGCGGUGGCGGCAUUGCUGGAUCGAGCAAGUGGUGUGGAUUGCUGCGUGAGAAGAGCAGAAGGGCGGAGCUCUGCGCUGUGAUCCAAGCGGGCUCCUGCACGCCAGGUGUUCGCUGAAAGGCCCAAGUGAGCGAGCCAUGAGGGACUUCCCGUCCUGCUUCGGCGAGAGCGGCGUCCAGAUCGCGGACGCGUCGUCGUCGUCGUCCAGCGCCGGCAAGGGCGCCGCGCAGAACCUGGUGACCUGCCUCUACCAGACGCAGUUCUCGGGCCGGCCCUGCGUGAUCUCGGUCACGUGGAGCAAGAGCCUCAUGGGGCAGGGCCUCAGCAUCGGCGUGGACGACCUGUCCGGCCAGUGCCUGUGCAAGGCGGACAUCAAGCCGUGGCUCUUCUCCAAGAAGAAGGGGUCCAAGAGCCUCGACGUUGAGGAUGGCAAGAUUGAGAUCUUCUGGGACCUUUCGAGCGCCAAGUUUGGUGCCGGGCCAGAACCAGUGGAGGGGUUCUAUGUUGCAGUGGUGUUCGACCUUGAGCUUGUGCUCUUGCUCGGUGACAUGAAGAAGGAUGCUUACAGGAAGACUGGAGCCAACCGGUCGAUGCUGAAUGCUGCGUUCGUGGCAAGAAGGGAGCACAUAUACGGCAAGAAGGUCUACUCUGCUAAGGCGCAAUUCUGUGACAAAGGCCAGUUCCAUGACAUUGUUAUCGAGUGCGAUACCGUCGGCCUGAAGGAUCCAUGUCUCGAUAUAAGGGUUGAUAAGAAGCCCGUGAUGCAGGUGAAGCGCCUGGCAUGGAAAUUUAGGGGAAAUCAGACAAUUCUCGUUGAUGGUUUGCCUGUGGAGGUUUUCUGGGAUGUCCACAGUUGGCUCUUUGGAUCGACGGCAAGCAAUGCAGUGUUCAUGUUUCAGACAUGCCAGGCACCUGAGAAGUCGCUGCCAUGGUCAUACUCGCAGAUCUUUAGGGAGUCCCAGUUGCAAGGUCUUGGUUUCUCGUUGAUCCUGCAUGCAUGGAAGCUUGAAUAGGUUUUUGCAGGAUCACAAUUUGCUUCUGCACCUGCCUCCUUUUCUUUAGUGCUAACAAAAGAUGUUUUGUUGAAGUGUCUGUUCAUCAGAAUGCUAUGGAGGCUCUCCAAUAUAUGUUCUUUCAUUUCACUUUGUUUUUGUUUUGCCAUCUUUUAUAAACUCUUUGUUUGAAUGAUUGGCAAGAUUAUGUGAUAUCCCAGUGACUUUGGCACUCUGUUCUCUCCCUUCUUGUGCCUUAAGUGAGGAUAAUUCUGAUGAUCAAAUAGUUCAACAGUGAUAAUUCUCAAAAAAAGAGAAUGUCGUCAUGAUGUAAAGUAUAUCAAAGCUCCGAUACAGUUUAUUUGUCAAUGAUAGUAAUGUCCAACAAA
Molecule: messenger RNA, 1968 nt
Organism: Panicum virgatum (switchgrass)
Lineage: Eukaryota; Viridiplantae; Streptophyta; Magnoliopsida; Poales; Poaceae
Exons: 2
Coding region: 725-1600 (291 amino acids)
Source: RefSeq, a predicted model, not a curated record